This is a messenger RNA of Manis javanica (Malayan pangolin), 2428 nucleotides long. RefSeq names its product ethanolamine kinase 2 (gene ETNK2). Lineage: Eukaryota; Metazoa; Chordata; Mammalia; Pholidota; Manidae. Gene Ontology annotation, molecular function: ethanolamine kinase activity. Gene Ontology annotation, biological process: phosphatidylethanolamine biosynthetic process. Gene Ontology annotation, cellular component: cytoplasm. The record is from RefSeq and is a predicted model, not a curated record.
CGGGGCGGCCUGGGCGCGGGGCGGCGAGGCGGCGAGGCGGCGAGCGACGCGGGCUCCUGAGUCAUGGCCCUCCCCCGGCCCCUCCUCUCCCGCGCCCGCGCCGGGCCCCCCCGCAGGGGCUAGCGCGCGCCGCGGCUCCGAGGGGGCGGGGCUGCCGGGAUGGCUGGGCCCCCGUCGGCUCCUCCGCCGGGCUCGCCCUUGUACCUGCGGAGGCAGGCGCCCUGCCCGCAGUGCUCAUGGGGCAUGGAGGAGAAGGCGGCGGCCAGCGCGGGCUGCCCGGAGCCGCCGGGUCCCCCGAGGGCCGCCGCCGUCCCGUGCUUCGGCGUAUCCGUGGACCAAGACGACAUCCUCCCGGGCGCCCUGCGCCUCAUCCAGGAGCUGCGGCCGCACUGGAAGCCCGAGCAAGUUCGGACCAAGCGCUUCACCGAUGGCAUCACCAACAAGCUGGUGGCCUGCUACGUGGAGGAAGACAUGCAGGACUGUGUGCUGGUACGGGUGUACGGGGAGCGGACGGAGCUGCUGGUGGACCGGGAGAACGAGGUCAGGAACUUCCAGCUGCUGCGAGCACAUGGCUGCGCCCCCCAACUCUACUGCACCUUCCAGAACGGGCUGUGCUACGAGUACAUGCGGGGCGUGGCCCUGGGACCUGAGCACAUCCGCGAGCCCCGGCUCUUCAGGCUAAUCGCCUUAGAAAUGGCGAAGAUUCACACCAUCCACGCCAACGGCAGCCUGCCCAGGCCCACGCUCUGGCACAAGAUGCACAGUUAUUUCACCCUUGUGAAGAGUGAGAUCAACCCCAGCCUGACUGCAGAUGUCCCGAAGGUAGAGGUGUUGGAGCGGGAGCUGGUCUGGCUGAAGGAGCACCUGUCCCAGCUGGACUCCCCUGUGGUCUUUUGUCACAAUGACCUGCUCUGCAAGAAUAUCAUCUAUGACAGCACCAAAGGCCAUGUGCGCUUCAUUGACUAUGAAUAUGCUGGCUACAACUACCAAGCUUUUGACAUCGGCAACCAUUUCAACGAGUUUGCAGGUGUGAGCGAGGUGGACUACAGCCGGUACCCCGCGCGGGAGACCCAGCUGCAGUGGCUGCACUACUACCUGCGGGCCCAGAAGGGCAUGGCCGCGAGCCCCAGGGAGGUGGAGCGGCUCUACGUGCAAGUCAACAAGUUUGCACUGGCGUCUCACUUCAUCUGGGCACUCUGGGCCCUCAUCCAGAACCAGUUCUCCACCAUCGACUUUGAUUUCCUCAGGUACGCAGUGAUCCGAUUCAACCAGUACUUCAAGGUGAAGCCUCAAGUGUCAGCCUUGGAAAUGCCAAAGUGACCGACGUCCCCAUCCCUCCCUUACCUAGCUGCCUGGCCAGAGCUGUUCAACAGGGCUUGGUCUGCUCGGGGUCCAUACCCUUGGACAAGGUGGGAGAGGGACAGGUGGAUGUCCAGGGAGAAGACUCUGCCCCUGCCACCGGCUCCCAGUGGGUGCUGCUGGGGACCACAUUCUCGUGUUUGGAGGAACUGAUAGGACCCAGCUCUGGGGGUCCCCUUCACCUUGCCAGACCGGAGAGGAAGUGUGUGUAGCCAGCCAGGGCACAGGUGACAGCUACCCCUGGGAAGCCCAGCACUCCCCGGCCAUGCUGGAAUCUGAGCUGCCUUAGAUGUACCUUUGACCUUCCUGGCUUGGGGAAAAGCGGCAGGUGGGAGGGCUCCUUUCUACCUCCAAUGCCCUGAGCCUCCAGCCCGUCUCCCCUGCAUGCCCCAUGUGGGAGGUGCAGAGCCCGAACCGGCAUCAUGCCAACUGACGGAUGGAUGUACAUAAUUUGGGGGGACGCAUUCUACAAUUGGGUUUGGCAGCUCUCCCAGCAGCCACCUCAUCUGAGGUCCCUCCGUUUCUGCAGGCCAGACCCAAUGAAAAACCCCUUCCCAGAACUCCCCAAAGACACGUGCCCCCCUCUAGGGCCCUUUUGGGUUAGUCCUGUGUCCCGCCCCUCUGCGACCUGCUGGGAGGGAAGGUGAUGGGGUGGUGACAUCCUGAGCCUCCAAAACUGGGCUCUGCUUCAUGUGUAGCUCGGCCGGAGGGGACUGGGCAAGAGUGGAGUGGGCUGCCAGCAGCCGGCAGCCUCAUCCCCUCCCCUGCCCUCUACACCCUUACCUCAAAGGCUGUCUCUCCAUCUCCACCUGUGUUCUAAAGGUGACCCGAGGCCUUCCCACUAGGGAAUGACUAAUGGCAGUCAAAGGGCAGGGCCCAGGCCCCUGCACAGCUCGCCCGGCGUGCAGGAGCCUGUGUAGAGCGGGUCGUGAAGGUGCUGACUGAGCUCGCUGCCCUGACUCUCUGUGCCUCCACCUCCUUUCUGCCCUCAGCCUCCUGGCUCCAGCUCAUAGUGAUUCAUUUGUACAUUAUUGUGGUUUUCUGCAUUAAAAUGGCCAUUUCUGGACCA